AUGGAGCUCUGUCAACUUCCUCUUGUGUUCUUGCUGAUUUCAAACAUCUACUCUCAACAUACUGAAGAAACACCAAAACCCACAGUGACCAUCAAACCUGCUCAACGUGUAUUCAGAGGAGAGACAGUCACUCUCAGAUGUGACAUAUAUGCUGAAGGAGUCACUAGCUGGCAGUACAGCUGGUAUAAAGACAGUUCAGGCUAUGUUUUCAGUGAACGACAGGAACACACAUUCAGUUCUGUUACUGAGUCUGACGCAGGUAAAUACUCCUGUUAUGGAGCAGAGAGAGAAGGAUCACGAACAUCACGCCGCAGUGAUGAAGUUACACUGACAGUAUCAGGUGAGUUUGAUCAUCUCUUCACACACACACACAAGUUUAUCAUGUUAUUAAUGAGUGAUUUCUCAUCUUCAGAUCCCAGAGCAGUUUUAAGUGUUUCUCCACAGACGUGGUUGACUGAAGGAGAUCCAGUGACUCUGAUCUGUGAGGUUAGCGGCUCCUCUACAGGCUGGACAUUCGGCUGGUUCACUGUAACUGUCUUAUCAGACAGCAGAUGUCAUUUUGAGCUGCUCUCAGACAGCAGCAGAGGAGCUGGAGGAAACUACACUGUCAGUUCUGCUGCUCUAAAUCACACAGGAGUUUAUUUGUGCAGAGCAAAGAGAGGAGAACCAGCCUAUAGCACAUGGUACAGCGACACACAGUUAAUAUGGGUCACUGGUGUUUCUCCUCCAGUCUCUCUGAUCGUCAGACCCAACAGAACUCAACACUUCACAUCUGACUCUCUCUCUCUGAGCUGUGAGGACCAGAGUAACUCUACUGGAUGGACAGUGAGAAAAUACACAGACAGCUGGGGGCUGGAAUAUUGUUCAUCAUUACGUCGAAGAUCACAAACAGGAUCUACAUGUACAAUCAGAGACACCAUCACACAUGACACUGGAGUGUACUGGUGUGAGUCUGAAUCUGGAGAGAAAUAUCAUCCUGUUAAUAUCACUGUAAACCUUGGUGUGAUUCUGGAGAGUCCUGUUCAUCCUGUGACUGAAGGAGAAACUCUGACUCUACGCUGUUUAUAUCAAAAUAAAACCUCACCAAACCUCAGAGCUGAUUUCUAUAAAGAUGGGUCACUCAUCCAGAGUCAAACUACAGAGAUGAUCAUCUCUACUGUCUCAAAGUCACACGAGGGUUUCUACUCCUGCAAACACCGAGAGAGAGGAGAGUCACCCAAGAGCUGGAUCUCAGUCACAGCGUCUCAUUCAGGAUCUCAGAUCUCUGUCCUCCACACACUCAGUUCUGUUCUGGCAGUUUCUCCAUAUCUGCUAGUGACAGUCGUGCUGAUUUUCAAAUGCUGCAGGAUGAGAGUUGCAUCUGUUGAAGAGCAAGAAACUGUAAUCUGAUAUUAAUCUGUCGUGAUGGUGAGAAAACUUCAGCUUCAUCCUGGAUUCUCUCAGUAUCUCAGUUCAGACUGAACAUGAUUACUUACUGUAAAAGUCACGUUUUGAGAGAGACUCCUUUUGCCAUCUCACAGUUUUUAAAGUCAUCAUGAACCAGCAUCUCAACUCUUUUGACUUCUGAGUGAAACAAGAUAUUCAACGAGAAAACGUGUAGAGAAGAACUUGAUUUGAUCAAUCAGAAAUUUUGUUAUAUACAUAGUUUAUUUUUUUCUGCUUUACCAUCAUAAUUAGGGGUGUGCAAUAUUGAUAAAAAAGGUUAUAUCUCUAUGUCCUGGGUGAGCAAGUUGUGUAUACAAGGUGUCGUAUUGGACAUACUAGAUUAACUCAUGAACAUUUAUUGAUUGCUGAAGAAGCACCAAAAUGUCAAUAUAGCGGGACUCACUUGACGGUGAAACAUGUGCUUUUGGUCUGUGCUCAAUAUUUAAUGUCAUGAGACGAAGGUUAUUAUCAGGACAAACUCUUAAGGACUUGUUUUAAAAGAUGGACCCAGAAAAACCUUUACAAUUUCUUUCAAAAGUAAAUUUAAAGAAUAUUUUAUUUAUAUACAAAAUUGUUUUAUAAUUGCUUUUAUUUUUUGUAUUUUGUACUACUGUAUUGUUAUAAUCUUUGU
This is a messenger RNA of Onychostoma macrolepis, 2056 nucleotides long. RefSeq names its product Fc receptor-like protein 2. The coding region runs from base 1 to 1389 and encodes 462 amino acids. Lineage: Eukaryota; Metazoa; Chordata; Actinopteri; Cypriniformes; Cyprinidae. The record is from RefSeq and is a predicted model, not a curated record. Gene Ontology annotation, molecular function: transmembrane signaling receptor activity. The transcript is spliced from 8 exons. Gene Ontology annotation, biological process: cell surface receptor signaling pathway.